UCUACAUUCAUCUUGCAUUACUUCCCUCCUUCCUCAUUUUACAUACGUUACCAUUACGAGGUAUGCAGACCUCAUUACUCGCCAUCAGCAUCGCACUGAAAGUGUUGCUGUUCCCUACAUACCAUUCUACAGAUUUUGAAGUCCAUCGUAACUGGCUGGCCAUUACUCACUCUCUACCUAUCUCACAGUGGUACUAUGAGAAAACAAGUGAAUGGACCUUAGAUUAUCCUCCAUUCUUCGCAUGGUUCGAAAAGUUACUUUCUAUGUUCGCAGCUCAAGCUGAUCCGAAGAUUGUUCAGGUAGACAACCUCAGCUAUGAUACUCCGGCAACCAUUCUUUUUCAACGGACAACCGUCAUUAUCAGCGAAUUGGUCUUAUUCUGGGCAUUACAAAGGAUGCUGGCAGUCAUGGGUAAUCAUCCAUUACAAAAGAUUAUCAGCUGGUCUCUUAUGUUAAACCCCGGGCUGCUGAUGGUUGACAACAUGCAUUUUCAGUAUAAUGGAUUCCUCUACGGAAUCAUGGUGCAUUCAUUAGUGGAUGCGAAACAGGGAAAGCUGUUACGAUCCGGAAUCCUCUUUGCAGCCUUGCUGAACUUCAAGCAUAUCUACUUGUACAUUGCACCUUCAUACUUUGCAUUUCUUCUUCGUGCCUACUGCUUUGAGAAUUCUGGCAAUAGUAUCCGAGCAAGAUCAUGGAUCUCGGCUUUUAAGCCGCUCAACUUCUUUGCAUUGGGGUUCAGCGUCAUUGUGGUGUUUGCAGCAUCAUUGGGACCUUUCAUCGCAAUGGAUCAACUUCCUCAGUUGGCGUCACGUCUCUUCCCAUUCAAGCGAGGCCUCUGUCAUUCGUACUGGGCUGCCAAUGUUUGGGCGUUGUACUCUUUUACUGAUAGAGUCUUGAUUACGCUAGCCUCGAAAACGCCACUCGGUCAUUAUCUUGAUCUCUCUGUCGAUAGCUCGGCCCUUGCAGCAAUGACACGCGGCCUGGUGGGCGAUACGGCGUUCGGAGUUUUGCCUACAGUGACAACUCAACAGACUUUUAUUUUAACUGCUCUAUUACAGCUCCCUGGCUUGAUCUCUGUGUUCCGCAAACCGACGUUUGAACGAUUCAUUGGCUCCGUUGCAUUAUCAGCUUUCGCAUCAUUCUUGGUUGGAUGGCAUGUACACGAAAAGGCAAUCUUGCUGUGUACAGUUACCAUGAGUAUUGCUAUUGCAAAUUUAGUAGGAGCGGCUCCGCAAUCAGGAUCCGGAGCAGGGUCCUUUUCAGAUAACAAGACUGGAAGACUCUUAACGCCCAGAGAUGUUCGUUCGUUUAUGAUCGUCAGUCUUGCAGGAUAUAUUGGCCUCUGGCCCUUGUUCUUUACUCGUGAAGAAACACCAAUCAAGGUGUUAGUUACAUUAAUCUGGUUUAUCACUAUUGGAGCAGGAUUGGACCAGUGUAUACCAAAGUCAUUGCUACCAUCGAAUGAGGCUGGUGCUUUUUCUAUAUCGACGCGAUCGUUAUUACGCCAUUAUACAAUCCUAGAACGUCUGUAUAUUUAUGGAUGGGUGCCUCUCCAAGUUUAUGUAAACUUGAUUCAUGAGCUUAUUUUUGGCCAAGAGAGUAUGGCAUUCCUGCCCCUGAUGGUUACAUCUGUUUAUGCAGCUGUAGGAGUUGUUUAUGGCUGGUUACUUUAUUCUGCAACGUACUUUGCAAGCAACAAAGUCAAAGCUCAAGAGAAAAAGAAAUAGUUUGAUCUGUAAAUGCCCCGUAAGCGUCACAGCUUAAAUCAUUUAUUUCCUUCUCGCUGGUUCCAUUUACAAACACACAUCUAGCAGACAAGGCAUCUCUUUUUAUCUUUUAAGCAUCUCAUCCAUUUAUACUUCUCCUUAUUCUCUCUCUCUC
Molecule: messenger RNA, 1881 nt
Organism: Lobosporangium transversale
Lineage: Eukaryota; Fungi; Mortierellomycota; Mortierellomycetes; Mortierellales; Mortierellaceae
Product: glycosyltransferase family 57 protein
Exons: 6
Coding region: 63-1727 (554 amino acids)
Biological process (GO): protein N-linked glycosylation
Cellular component (GO): endoplasmic reticulum membrane
Molecular function (GO): dolichyl pyrophosphate Glc1Man9GlcNAc2 alpha-1,3-glucosyltransferase activity
Source: RefSeq, a predicted model, not a curated record